AUGUUUGUUGUGGAGUACAAGACUUUUGUUGAAGAAGAUGGGUCAAGACCUCUGAGAGAGGUUAUCGACAUAGGCAAGAUCAGGCCGAGACCGCCGGUGGUUCCUUUUCCGGCUGAAGAUUUGUCUCCAGGUGAUAUGGUUGAUGCCUUUGAUUAUGAUGGUUGGUGGCGUGGAACUAUCUGUGAAAAGAAAGGGUAUGGAGGAGACGAAAUCGAAGUGAGCAGCGGAGAGCAGGGUUAUCUAGGCUCCUAUUAUGAAGCAAGAGUGGCCAAGAAGAUCAGCAAAUCUAUGUUUGUUGUGGAGUACAAAACUUUGGUUGAAGAAGAUGGGUCAAGACCUCUGAGAGAGGUUAUCGACAUAGGUGAGAUCAGGCCGAGGCCGCCGAUGGUUCCUUUUUCGGUUGAAGAUUUGUCUCCAGGUGAUAAGGUCGACGCCUUUGAUUAUGAUGGUUGGUGGCGUGGAACUAUCUGUGAAAAGAAAGGUUUUGGGUAUGUUGUGCAUUUUCAUACCACUGGAGAGACCAUGACUUUCCCUAAUACUGAGAAGUUGAGAAUUCAUCUGGACUGGGUUGAAGGAAAAUGGGUCUCUGCCAACUUUGGGUAUUUAUAA
Molecule: messenger RNA, 609 nt
Organism: Carica papaya (papaya)
Lineage: Eukaryota; Viridiplantae; Streptophyta; Magnoliopsida; Brassicales; Caricaceae
Product: protein AGENET DOMAIN (AGD)-CONTAINING P1-like
Source: RefSeq, a predicted model, not a curated record